UGGAGAUCCGUACAGUGAGGCGUGUCCUGUUGCCCGGUUUAAGAGGAAGAAGCGCAUGAAAGUUUACUUUUAAGUAAAUAUAAAUAUAGUACACGCUGUUUGUAUGACAUCUAAGUGCUAAAAUAUUAACGAGGACCAGUGAUGCCACUGGUUGUCCCCAGGGUGCUAAAUAGUGUUGCACAAGAACAUCAUGGGUACAGCUUCAUCUUUAGUAAGCCCUGGGGAUGUGAUUGAGGAUGGGUACGGGGCCGAGGGUGGGGAAGCAUGUGAGAUUCCUGUGGAAGUUAAGCCAAAAGCACGAUUGGUACGCAGCUCAUUCCGGCGUGGUCCACGGGUCAUCGGUGCCAGUUUCAAAUCUACAGGCUCUGUGGAGCUGGAGUAUGCUGCUGAAUAUGAGCGUCUCCGGAAGGACUAUGAGAUCUUCCGUGUAAGCAAGAACAAUGAGAUAGCAGCCAUGCAGAAGAAAGAGGCAAAGCUGGAUGAGGAAAACAAGAGGCUACGUGCCGAGUUGCAGGCCUUGCAAAAGACCUACCAGAAGAUUCUCAGGGAGAAGGAAACUGCUGUGGAGGCAAAAUACCAGGCAAUGGAGAGAGCAGCCACCUUUGAACAUGACAGAGACAAAGUGAAACGGCAAUUUAAGAUCUUCCGUGAGACAAAAGAAAAAGAAAUUCAGGAUCUGUUAAGGGCAAAGCGUGAUCUGGAGUCCAAACUGCAGCAACUCCAAGCUCAGGGAAUCCAACUGUAUGAACCUAUUGACUCUGACUCUGAUGACAUCCACACAGGUGUUACAACUGCAGGGACUCAGUGUGAGUACUGGAGUGGAGGCAUUCUGGGUAGUGAGCCUUCCAUGGGGAGUAUGAUGCAGCUGCAGCAGGGCCACAGAGGGCCUGAGUUUGCCCACAGUCUCAUUGAUGUGGAGGGGCCGUUUGCCAAUGUCAGCAGAGAUGAUUGGGAUGCAGCAGUGGCCAGUCUGAUGCAGGUUUCUCCUCAUGUGUCUCAAGCUUUAUGGAGUAACACAGUCCGCUGUUACCUCAUCUACACCCAAGAGACUAGGGCCGAACUCCAUGCCUUUAUACAGAUUCAUUCCCCAGGUUUGAAGAGAUUUUGUGAGAAUUUGGGCCAUUUCUACUUAACUGUGUGUUUCCCUGAGGAAAAAGCUGCUCUUUACAUGACUGAACGGCAGCUGGAGCUUGAGAGGAGCUCAGUGUGUGUGCUGCUGCUCAAGUCCUCAGUGUCCCGCUGUGUAAUGGAAGAUGUGGAGGAGGCAUUCGUGCGCACUCCAGACAAUCAUCCUUUGCUAGUGUAUCUAAAUACAGGAGAAAACAAAGCAGACGAAGAAGCUUCCUGUCUGAGCUCGGCCACUAGAGACCUGUUGGAGAAAGUUAACAAUGCAGACAAGGCCGCUAAGGUUAAGGUGGUGGACCACUCAGGUUCUGCAGAAGAGGGAGCAGCACUUAUUUAUGCUCAGCUAGAGAAGAUUAUAAAGCAGGAACUGUUGGGGUUAGAGCUGGAUGACAGCACAGGACUGGAGGAGAGAGAAGAAUCAGACUCUGGUGAUGUGCUGUGGGAUUUACAUGAUGAACAGGAGCAGACUGAAGCCUACCAGCACAUCUGCAAUGCUUCAGCUAGUCUCAGCUUCCAGAAGUACAUUGAUGUACUGAAUGAUAUGGUUGCUGCUCCUCCCCCGACUCCUCCUGUACUAGUGUCAGGAGCACCAGGCUCGGGCAAAUCGCUCCUUCUUGCUAAAUGGAUAGAGCUCCAGCACAAACACUCCCCCAACACACUGAUCCUUUAUCACUUUGUGGGUCCUGCUUUAUCCACCAGCGCAGAGCCUGUCCUCAUCAUCAAACGCCUCACUGUGAAGCUUUUGCAGCAUUUCUGGUCACUCUCAGGCUUGUCCAUGGACCCCUGUAAGAUCCUGGAGGAAUUUCCUCGGUGGUUGGAGAGAUUGUCCUCACGCCAUCAUGGCAACAUCAUUAUUGUCAUUGACUCCAUUGACCAAAUCCAAAAUGCAGAGCGACAUAUGAAGUGGCUGAUUGAUCCACUUCCUGCUAACGUCAGGGUUCUGGUGUCUGUCAACGUUGAGUCGUGCCCACAAGCCUGGAGGCUGUGGCCAACUUUACACCUGGAUCCUCUCAGUCCACGAGAAGUAAAAAGUGUCCUCAACACAGAGUGUGUGAACACCAACACCAAACCAACAAAAGAGCAGGAAGGGUCAUUGAUGCCGUACACUGUUCUGUCACAGGAGAAGAAAUUAGAAAGACACUGUCGUUCUGCCUCCACCUGCAAUGCACUGUAUGUCUCGCUGCUGGCCAGACUCCUCACCUACACUAGAUCAUCGUGGACACUGGAUAGAAUGCUACAACAGAGUGUGUUAUGUCAGGACACAGUGGCUUUGUACAGACUCUGCCUAAAGGUGGUAGUGGAUUCACUGAACACAGACAGAGAAAGGCACAUCACAAGAGAAUUAUUGUGCCUGCUCUGUGCCAGUCAUAAUGGUGUUAGUGAAUCUGAAGUCCUGGAUAUUUUUCCUGAGCUACAUUUCCCAGCGCUCUCCUGUCUGCUCUACAACCUGCAAAGGCUCCUCAUGAUCAACUUCAGCUGUGGCCUUGUUCGCUUUCAGCACCCACAGGCAAGUGAGGCUGUAAUGCAGGAGUUCUUCAACGGAGGAAGAUGUUGCUCUUUGUACAGAGAGAAACUUAUUCAGUAUUUUAACCAGAAGCUUAGUGACAACACAGUGACUUGGCGUGUUGCUGAUGAGUUGCCAUGGUUGCUGCAGCAACAGGGAGAAAAGUGUAAACUACAGCUCAGUCUGCUCAACCUGUUUGUCUCCCAGAAUCUCUACAAGAGGGGUCAUUUCUCAGAGCUGCUGGCAUAUUGGCAGUUUGUUGGGAAAGAUAAAGUGUCCAUGGCAGCUGAAUAUUGUGAUGCUCUGAAGGAGUUUGAGCGGAACUGUGAGAGUGAAGAAAGCAUGAGCAGACUGGCCAACCUGUAUGAGACCCUUGGUCGGUUCCUUAAAGACCUGGGGCUCCUAAGCCAGGCAGUUGCACCCUUGCAGCGCUCUCUAGAGAUUCGUGAGACAGCUCUGGAUCCAGAUCACCCAAGUGUGGCCCAGUCACUGCACCAGCUGGCUGGAGUUUACGUCCACUGGAGAAAGUUUGGUAAUGCAGAGCAACUGUACAAGCAGGCACUGGAGAUCAGCGAGAAUGCGUAUGGAGCUGAGCACUCGAGUGUGGCGAGAGAACUCGACUCGCUCUCACUUCUCUACCAGAAACUAAACAAGUAUGAGCAGGCUGAGAAGCUGCAUAAGCGAUCAGUCAAGAUCAGGCAGAAAAUGGCUCGGCAAAAAGGCCACAUGUACGGGUUCACUCUCCUGCGUCGUCGAGCUCUGCAGUUGGAAGAGUUGACUCUCAGUAAAGACUCAGCUGACUGUGCCAAGACUCUCAAUGAACUCGGUGUCCUUUACUACCUCCAGAACAAUAUUGAUGCAGCGAAAGUGUUCUUGCUGCGUUCGUUGGAGAUGCGGCAGCGUGUUUUGGGGGUUGAUCACCCGGACUGUGCGCAGUCUCUGAAUAAUCUGGCUGCCCUGCACUGUGAGAAGAGGGAUUACGAGAGCGCUGAGCAGCUGUAUGAGAAAGCACUGGAUAUCCGCAAGCGAGCCCUCGCUCCAGACCACCCAUCUCUCGCCUAUACCCUUAAACACCUUGCCAUGCUCUACAAGCGCAGGGGGAAGCUGGAGAAGGCUGUGCCUCUCUAUGAGUUGGCUCUUGACAUCCGAGAGAAGAGCUUUGGGCCCAAACACCCGAGUGUGGCUACAGCUCUGGUUAACCUUGGUGUCCUCUACUGCCAACUGAAGAAACACAAUGAGGCAUUGCCACUGUAUGAGCAUGCACUCCAAGUGUAUGAAGACAGCCUCGGAAGACAGCACCCUCGAGUAGGAGAGACUCUGAAAAAUCUGGCAGUGCUCAGUUACGAGGAAGGAGAUUUUGAGAAAGCUGCUGAGCUCUACAAACGAGCCAUGGAGAUCAAGGAAGCUGAAACAUCGUUGGUGUGUGAGAAAGCGCCAUCUCCUCACUCAUCCAACGGCGACACGUUCAGCUUGCGAAGCCCCAGCCUUCUACCUCACAAUGGCAGGUGACCUCUAGUGAGGUCCAACACCUCCAUCCACCGUCAACAGGCAAAACUGACUUGUGUCAUAAACCAAAGCAAAGUUCUGGUGGAAGCAAGAACACUUUUGCCUUUUGAGAAAUAAAAUGUGAACUAAAUGGUAAUUUCUGUUACUUGUCAUGUACCGGUACAUUGUAAAUAAUACCAUAUAAAAUGUUUUGUAUGAAGAGAUGUUUUUUUUGGCUUCAGUCAACUUUAUUGUAAAAAACAAUGUGUUGUUCUUCUGUACUGUACUUCAGUGUUCCAUGUGAAAACAUCUUUAAAUACUUACUUUAAAAGCUAAUGUGGGAACAUGUGCAUAGAUCUGUAACAUUAAACAGGUGACGCCUGAAGUGUAAACAACUUGUACAUUUGACAGAGCCAUAAAACACAAAGCUGCUGAUGAGAAGUGUGUGAUGUAUGAGUUUGAGCAAUCAGCGACUGUAAAUGUUAACCAUUUAAAAGUGUGGUGUUUUUUUAACCGAGGGGUGUCACAUUUCUCAUACACGAAUCCUUUGGUAUACAUGAUGGUACAUAUAUUCAUCUAAAUUCUUAUAAGGCAAAUGUGUGUUCAUGUUAUGUUACAGCUAACAUUUUAUAAGAAAGAUCAUAAAAUGUUAUUUUAUUUGUUUUCUGUUUUAUAUUUGUGCUUUGUUAAUAGUUAAUAAAAAUUCCUGAACAUUAAAGAAUAGUUUUUUUAAAUCAAAAAUCCAUCAUGAGUUAUUGAAUGAACUUUCUCUGUAUAUUGAGUCCAUCCUCAAAGUGCAUACAGGACCAGCUUGUGCCUUUGGAUAAACCCCUUACAGAUUAUUAUUAUUAUUAUUAUUAUUAUUAUUAUUAGAAUGAACAUGGUGUAUGUGGAAUAGUUUAAUGUUUUUUAAUCAUUUACAGUCAUUUCAGAAUGGAAGUUAGUCUACCGCAAUAAAGUGAUAAAAAUACUGGAUUAAAGUUCUUAUCUGGAGGCAAACACUAAAUAACCAUAAGGAGUUCAUGUGCAACUGUUAAUAAGGUGCAUUAUUUAAUGUCAGAAUGCCAUUUAGUGUUUAAUGACCAAUGUUUAAUAAACAACAUGAAUGUGGA
Molecule: messenger RNA, 5226 nt
Organism: Tachysurus vachellii
Lineage: Eukaryota; Metazoa; Chordata; Actinopteri; Siluriformes; Bagridae
Gene: nphp3
Product: nephronophthisis 3
Exons: 28
Coding region: 191-4138 (1315 amino acids)
Biological process (GO): determination of left/right symmetry; convergent extension; kidney development
Molecular function (GO): protein binding
Source: RefSeq, a predicted model, not a curated record